AUGUCGAAGGACUGGUUGAAAGAUGGACCAGACCCGGUUCUUUCGACUGUGGUCUCGCUAAAGGAGAAAGGUAUUCACGUGAACGAGAAGGAUCUUGACGAUGCGGCAAAGUACACAGGACUCGCAGAAGACUAUACGCUAGAUCCUGAUUAUGAAAAGAAGCUUGUGAAAAAGAUCGAUUGGUAUAUUUUACCAAUGGUCGCAGCAUUGAUGUCAUGCCAGCUGAUGGACAAGACGACAAACUCAUAUGCCGCUCUCAUGGGACUCCGAACAGAUCUUAAUAUGAGCUCAGAAGAGUAUAGUUGGGUCGGGUCAUCUUUUUAUCUGGGCUAUCUGGUUUUCGAGUACCCUGCUGGGCUGGCCUUGCAGAAGCUACCCUUGUCGAAGACAUUAUCUGCGGCAGUGGUUAUUUGGGGCGUCGUGCUAAUGUGUCACGCGGCUUGUCAGUCUGCACCAACAUUCCUUCUCUGUCGUACCUUAUUAGGAGUAUUUGAAGGGUUUAUGAACCCAGCAUAUAUCCUGCUAACUUCCCAGUGGUACAAAAAGGAAGAACAAUUUAUGAGAACUUGCUUCUGGUACGGCUCUCAAGGAUUGGGUACUUUAUUGGGCGCGGCAAUAGCGUACGGGCUGAAAGUUCACAGAGACGGAGAACACUCGUUUGCCUCGUGGAGACUGUUCUACAUAAUUACAGGCGUGAUCACAAUCUUCCUUGGAGUUGUCUCCAUGCUUCAUAUUCCAGAUCUUCCCGUGAAAGCCUGGUUUUUGAAUGAAGAAGACAAGCGUUGCUGUGUUGAAAGAGCUCGGCACAAUCAGCAAGGCUUUGGAAAUCAUCGGCUGAAAUUACCUCAACUAAAAGAAGCCGCUCUUGAUCCGACCACCUACCUAAUUUUCAUCUAUGCGAUGAGUUACGCUAUUCCCAAUGGUGGCCUCAACAAUUUUGGAACAAUUUUACUCAACUCAGACUUUGGUUUCAGUACCACCGACUCAAUGCUGAUGAAUAUGCCUGGUGGUGCCAUUGAUGUGGUGAUCCCUCCUGUAGUCGCUAUCAUCAAUCACAAGUUUUUAAAGGACAAAUGA
This is a messenger RNA of Ogataea angusta, 1077 nucleotides long. RefSeq lists its product as uncharacterized. Gene Ontology annotation, molecular function: dipeptide transmembrane transporter activity; allantoate transmembrane transporter activity. The record is from RefSeq and is a predicted model, not a curated record. The transcript has a single exon. Bases 1 to 1077 code for a protein of 358 amino acids. Gene Ontology annotation, biological process: dipeptide transport; allantoate transport; transmembrane transport. NCBI's taxonomy places the organism in Eukaryota, Fungi, Ascomycota, Pichiomycetes, Pichiales, Pichiaceae. Gene Ontology annotation, cellular component: plasma membrane.